Molecule: messenger RNA, 1200 nt
Organism: Coccidioides immitis RS
Lineage: Eukaryota; Fungi; Ascomycota; Eurotiomycetes; Onygenales; Onygenaceae
Exons: 5
Coding region: 1-1200 (399 amino acids)
Source: RefSeq, a predicted model, not a curated record
AUGAGGGGGAAACCACCACUGGAAGGGGAGCCAUGGCUCAAGGAGCAUGAAGUCAAAGAACAAGCAACAUCCUCUUGGUUCCAGCCUUCACUCUCACAGGAUAACCUGAUGGCUGUACCAUCAAGAGAAGAUCUCACUGACAAUGAUGUAUCCACUACUGAGAGCAAGGCUGAGAGCAUGAUCUUCAGCAAGGUAUCAAGCACAGGUACACAUAGCAGCUACUUGGAGGCAAUGCAACUUAACCACAAGUGCAACAUCACUGGUGGCAAGUUUGACCCUGCUGAUGUUGUGGAAGAUGAGAUGCAGCUUGACAACAAUGAAUGCCAGAAUGAUAGCUGUGAUUUUGAUCCAGCAGAUCUUAUCAUGAAUGAUGAGUCUACUGUCACCAACAAUGGAUGCCAUGCUGGAGACAAAACAAAAGGCUUGUUUCUCUGGCAGCAUAUCUGCUUCUACAUCAUCUGUGGCAAAACACCACAACAGCCUAAUUUCUUGCUAGCAAAGGUGAAUCUGAUACAUACUAAAAUGGAGAAUAAGAAGCCACAAACAUAUGUGAAAGUCUUUGUUAUUAUACACCACCCAGAGCCAAUAUUUGACCUGCUUGCACAUUUUGUUGCCAUGGCCAUCCAUGAUGAUGCUUUUGAAGCCAAGUUCACCUCACUUGAGAAUAUCUACUGGCAUCUGAUUCCAUUGCACCUGGACAGCAUGGUGGUCAAGAUCUGGAGUGACAAGCUAGAUAUCCCUGUCUUCCGCGAGCCUGAAAUGACUGAGAAUGACUAUCAUACCUCUGAGACCAAACCCCUCACAGGUCUGACAUGGCAUUGUUUCCUGAAGCAUAUUGCAAUUAUCUUGGACAUGGAAAUCUCUUUCAGCCAGUAUGUGGUGCGGCAGACUCUUAUCAAUACCAUAAACAACAAGAUCCCAGCAUCAGUGCAAGAUCAGGUUGCUGACCAUGACUCAAACACUGUCAAAUACUAUCUGAACCAUGUUGUGCAGGAAGACAUUGAGGCCAUCAUGAUGAACAUAGAUAUACCAUCUAGGGCAAGAGUGCAAGCAUUGAUGAGCAAAUCUGGUGAAUUGCAGCACAUCCAAAGAUGCAGAGCCUCUCCUAAAGGAACUAGCAGUUGGCUGCCAGGAUCCAGGCAGCAGACUAUAAGUCAAUUCCAGAGACAGCUGGGAUCACUCUGUACUGAGAGAAGAUGA